Aspergillus steynii IBT 23096 is the source of this 1929-nucleotide messenger RNA. RefSeq names its product CENP-N/CHL4 family protein. The coding region runs from base 83 to 1549 and encodes 488 amino acids. NCBI's taxonomy places the organism in Eukaryota, Fungi, Ascomycota, Eurotiomycetes, Eurotiales, Aspergillaceae. The transcript has a single exon. The record is from RefSeq and is a predicted model, not a curated record. Gene Ontology annotation, biological process: CENP-A containing chromatin assembly; chromosome segregation.
CAACGGUGCAACUCUCGGAUUGAGGGGUAUCGCAUUCAGUUUAUCGCGUUUGAUUGUCUCGUUUCUCGCCUCCGAGGAAGCAAUGGCGCGUUCAAAGUCCAUCCGCGCACCUACAACUGCCAGUCUUCCCAGCGACCUUCGCAUCCCUUCCGCAACUUCGUCGCUCGUCAAGUCCUUUGGAAAACUCACGCGUCAGGCGUUGUUGGACCUCGUGUUUUACUGGCUGGAUGACCGCAAUGUGCAGUCAUUCCCGCCGUUUCUAGAGAAGGAUGACGUUGAUAAGGGGGAAGAAGACGAGCUUAGUCCGUACCCGGCCGAGCGAACCAUCGACGAUGUCCGGAAUGCAUACCAGGACCUGCAGGUCAGGAGGGGUGGAAAGCGCGAAGUCAUUGAUCGGAUUUUUGAGGGCGAUUGGCGCCAGGGUAUCAGUCUGCGCCAGCUUGCAAUGGUCGACCUACGGUAUAUGGAUGAUCAUCCGUCCAGUCUGCGAUGGUCGGCAUUGGAGCUCUAUCGCAUCGGCGCGGAUGGCAGUCCCUCGUCAGAUGCAUCCGCUGAGAUGACCGCCUGUAUACCCCGCGUUCACACCAUGACUUUCCUGAGUAGCCUCCAGCAGCAGAUCUCCCCGCUGGUUAAGGCACAUUACCACCUCGCACGCUCAAACGUAUUGCCGAUCACAUUCCUUCGCAUCUUUGUCACCAAUUCACCGUACAAGCACCCCCGACAAGCACCAGAAAUGCUAACAGACUCCUCGAGAGUGAUAUAUGUUGCUUUCCCCGACAGCUGUCCGUUCAUAUACACUUCGAUCGCAUCGUCUACCGGCUCUAAGGCGAGCGCAUCCUCGACCCAGGCAAUCGCAACGGACCCUCGGACUUUGCAACGCAUUGUGCGUGAUGCCGUUCCCGUGGCACUGUCCGCGCCGCAAAAGAGAUACUCUCUAAAAGCGACGGCCCUGACAGCCAAGAGCCUUCAGGCUCUUCUUGCUCUGCGAGGUCCGGGCCGGUCGAACCGAGCUGCUGGGGCGUUUAGCAUUUUCGCGGACGCCGUGGUCGAAGGUAGUCCCCUGGACCCACGACCAUCUAGCACCGUAUCCCCAGAAGAAUACAUGAACCAUGGAGCCGAUAGGGAUAAAGAGAACCGAGAUCAGAACGGUCGGGAUCUCGACGAAGAACCCACCGGACCUCAGUCAUCAAAAAGAGCAAGAGAGUUGAAUUCCGACCCCCAAAUUCCCAAGAAACGGAAGCUUGCUGUUGAUUCUCGAUUCGGUACCUCCGGGUCGCUGUCUUCUGCCCCUCUGGACCGCUUCGAUGUCCGCUUGCUUGACUCUCCUCGCGCCGAUGAGGCUGCCGAAACGGACGACAAUCCCGCCGAGCAAAGAGAGCCCGCCGUUUCUCUCACCUUUGCCGGUUCAGACGUUAUCAGCGGUAUCCGCAAGCUUGCUGAAUUGGGUAUCGUCGAUUCAGAGCGCAUGCCCUCAUGGAUGACCGGCGAAGAAGCCGUCAGUGUUGCCGUCGUGCAUCGAGGUGGCCGCGUUGUUCAAGACGGUGGAUGAGCUGACCGUGUUGAACACUGUUAUUCUUCUAUGCUCCUUUAAUAGGGUGAUCAGUUGGCCAUAUAGCCGAGUAAACAACGCCAGUCUUUCAGAGACCGGGUUGUUAAUAGCCCACUCGCCGUCUGGGUUCCCCACUCUGGUCUCCAUUCACUGAGGCCUCAUAUGGACGCUCGGGGUUAAAACACACUUCGAUACCUUACUUGAUGAGGCCAUACUCUGAAAGUGCCUAGUUUCUUCUUGUCAGGAAGAGCGCGCCCCGAACAGACAUCCUUAGCAUGCCAUGGCAAUGCUUCAUGCAUCAAUUCCUUUGAUGAUGGAUUCACAGUACCUCCACUAUUUGAAUACUCAGAAGUCUUUGUAUAUAAUAUAAGAGUAAAAAU